GUGUACGAUAGUAUUAAUAGCCUAAAAGCCAAUUUUCAUUUGUAACAGCCGUGUCCUGAAAAAGUUAGCGUGAAAAUUGAAUCUAGGGUUUGCCGUGUCGAGAAUCAUCAAGCUAACAAUCAACAAUGGCGUUGAGGAGAUUCUACAAUGAAAUCAAGGGGAAGAAGGUGACCGAGAUCCCUGGACACGUGAAACCCAUGUUUUCCCUCGGUUACCUCAAGAAUUCCGUCAAGAGGGGUUUGGACAAUUACAGCGAAAAGUACAUCGAGACGGAUUCAAUUCAGCCUUUGCUCCAUGUCCUUUACGGUGGUAUGAUCUUCUCUUACCUCGUUGCUCUUCCUAACGAGCGUCGCCAUCUCGCUCACAAAGAGCAUGCCGAAUCUCAUCACUGAUUCUGAUUCAGGAUCCUGGAUGUUGAUUUGGAGAUGUUUGGUUUGCCAUUUUGUUAUUGUUUAAAAUUCGAAAAAUGAAGGCAGAAAAAUAUUGACGAUAAAAUAAGUUAUAUUUGAUAUAACAUUCAAAUUUCUUGUAUUUUAAUUGUUGUUAAAUGUGUGCAAAACAUACUUGUUCACUUGGUUCUA
Molecule: messenger RNA, 581 nt
Organism: Lathyrus oleraceus (garden pea)
Lineage: Eukaryota; Viridiplantae; Streptophyta; Magnoliopsida; Fabales; Fabaceae
Exons: 2
Coding region: 126-392 (88 amino acids)
Source: RefSeq, a predicted model, not a curated record